GCACAUUAGUCAGAGAUGUUGCAAAAGCUGUUCAUCAUGACUGUCAUUAUGAUGACAAACAGUGAGCUUUUAUUCUUUGAUGUACCAACUGACUUUUCCAUCGAAGCAGGAGACAACAUCACCGGAGAGGACGGUUUGUGCGUCAGAGUGUACUGUGUUUUCACUGUCCCUAAAAGUGUCUCAGAUCCCAUUAGAAGAACCUGGUUCAAAGUAGAUCCACAAAACUCAUCUGCUGAAGUUUAUAAUUUUAACACUAAUACUGGAUUUCGUCAAAAUGAGAAAGAGUGCAGCUUCGGGCUAAACCAGUUGGUUCAGGGCAAAUCUGAUGGUGAAUACAGAUUAAAACUGGAGUGGGGAGAAGGAAACGUGUAUAGCUUUCCUCAGACAGUACAUAUUACUGUUAAAGAGCUUACCCAGAAACCAACAAUAAACGUCCCACUGCUCACAGCUGGAGAGAAGGCGGAUAUAUCAUGUAAAGUUCCAGGGGACUGCUUAAAACCCUCCGCAGAUAUUGUUUGGACCGGCAUUAGGCCUAAUGAAACUAGACUUCAAGGUGGUGGAGUGCCUGGCAAGAAUGAGGAAUUUUCUAUAAUGACUUUUUAUCCUAAGCCUGAACAUCACAAUACUAAGCUCACCUGCACAGUGACACUUCAAGGACGUAUUCAGACUGAAAGUACUGCCAUCCUCAAAGUAAGACAUUCCCCGGUAAUCCUGAACAGCUCUCGUUGUUUCGUGUGGGGUGAUGAACUGAGCUGCAUGUGUGUCAGCAGUGGUUUACCGUUACCCAAGAUAUCCUGGCCAAAACUGAACAGUACCACUAAACACUGCAGUGCCGUUUCAACAGAGAACAUCAUCAGCAUUAGCCACAUCUCUAUUGCUGGGCUUAGUGAACUCGGCGCUACCGUUGAAUGUGUCAGUAAGAAUCUCAUUGGUACGACAAAGAUGGAAAUCCAAGUGCAACAUCAUGCUGAAAACCCCCAAGAAAUAAGUUGCAGUUUGUCAACCCCUUGGAUAUUAUUUACCCUUUCGUUUGUUCUAAAUGUCAUCUUUGCUUCCUGUUUGAUCGUUGUACGGAGGAGAGAAAAAUAUAUGAAACCAGUAGAUGACAACCAUGUCUACAUGACUGCAAUGAAGAGAGAGGAAUCUGUAUAUGAGACUAUCAAAACUCAGUGA
Carassius auratus (goldfish) is the source of this 1173-nucleotide messenger RNA. Its product is annotated as sialic acid-binding Ig-like lectin 14. NCBI's taxonomy places the organism in Eukaryota, Metazoa, Chordata, Actinopteri, Cypriniformes, Cyprinidae. The coding region runs from base 16 to 1173 and encodes 385 amino acids. Gene Ontology annotation, molecular function: sialic acid binding. Gene Ontology annotation, biological process: cell adhesion. Gene Ontology annotation, cellular component: plasma membrane. The transcript is spliced from 6 exons. The record is from RefSeq and is a predicted model, not a curated record.